Messenger RNA from Salvelinus sp. IW2-2015, 2204 nucleotides. RefSeq names its product GULP PTB domain containing engulfment adaptor 1a (gene gulp1a). The record is from RefSeq and is a predicted model, not a curated record. Lineage: Eukaryota; Metazoa; Chordata; Actinopteri; Salmoniformes; Salmonidae.
GGAUAUUGUCUUCGCCAAUUCUCAAAAUGAAGCAUUUUCUUUUUCUUUUUAUAGAUUCAGGGUUUCUUUUCAGGCACAUUACAUGGUGAUUUGAAUAUCUAAAGACAAAAAGAUAUUGGCAUGUCUCUCCAAAAGUGAUAUAAGUCAAAGAGAUUUACAGUUUGGACUGAAACCACUGGAAUGUUAUAGGUUACCUCUGGUAUGUUUCCUCUUUCUUUAGGAAGCAGUUAUUUUUGCUGACGUUUUUUUAACAUCCUCCCAGAAAAGUUAGCAAAAAACUACUUUUGCAUAAAUUGUGGGUGGAGGUAUUUUGACUCUGAAAUCCAGCUAUCGUGUUUCUGUAAAAAAGCCCUUGUUGGAGUUUUUCAAACCCAUCAUCUCCUCUACCGCAGUCCUGAAUGUAUCUCCAUCUGGUCCACAGCUGAAAACUAUUAGACUGUGCUUGAACUUCCUUCUUCUCAGUAUUCCACACGGUUUCAAAGCAAGUGGAGUAUUGGCAAAUACACAGAAGGGACCACAAAGACGCAAGGUUUUCCAGUAUGAACCGGGCCUUUAACAGGAAAAAAGAUAAAUCCUGGAUGCACACUCCAGAAGCUCUGGCAAAGCAUUACAUACCCUACAAUGCCAAGUUUCUUGGAAACACAGAAGUUGAUCAACCGAAAGGCACAGAGAUUGUUAAAGAUGCAGUUAGAAAGUUAAAGUUUCAAAGGCAUAUCAAGAAGUCAGAGGGACAGAAGACCCCGAAAGUGGAAUUGCAAAUAUCCAUUUAUGGAGUAAAGAUCUUAGAUCCCAAGACAAAAGAUGUCCAAUAUAACUGCCAAUUGCAUAGGAUAUCCUUCUGUGCAGAUGACAAGACGGAUAAAAGGAUAUUCACCUUCAUCUGUAAAGACUCAGAGUCAAACAAACACCUCUGCUACGUGUUUGACAGUGAGAAAUGUGCAGAGGAGAUAACACUCACUAUUGGCCAGGCGUUCGACUUGGCCUACAAGAAGUUCCUCGAGUCUGGUGGAAAAGAUGUGGAGACACGGAAACAGAUAGGAACCUUACAGAAAAGAAUUCAAGAACUGGAAACUGAAAAUUCUGAGCUAAAGAAGCAGCUUUCGGAUCUGGAGGAGCAGUUGAUGAUUGCUCCUGUACCACCAGCUGGCAGCAUCUCCUUGAAACCCCAGACAUCCACAGAUGUUUUUGACAUGGUUCCCUUCUCUGCUGUCACACCCCUGGUGCCAAUACCCGCAAGCAACGGCACACCCCCUCCACCCCCUACAACAUCUCCUUCAGACAUGAGUAAAGACCUUUUUGGUGCAGCACCUUUCGAUCCGUUCACCUGUGGGCAAGCCGACUUCCCCCCGGACAUCCAGUCCAAGCUGGACGAGAUACAGGAGGGGUUCAAAAUGGGACUAACCCUAGAGGGCACUGUCUUUYCUCCUGACCCACUAGACAGUCGCUGCUGAUGCCAAGUAGACAUGUUGCUUUUACAUACUGUUAAAUCAUUUGUAUUAAAAGUGCCAAAAUUGGGUCUAAAAUUCAAGAUGCCAAUGUUCUUCUCAUCUUGAGGUUUAUAUGUAUUUGCAUUUGAAUUUGGUUUUAGAAUAAUCAAAGGUAUAUUCAAAUCUGAUAUAGAAAGCACUAUUUUUGUAAGAACUCACAUGGGAAGGAGUAGUUUUGAGACCUCUUGCUUGUACAGGCAAUGAUGGGUGUAAAUAGUAUGUCCAAUGGUACACUCUGUGGCCGAAUUUUCUUAUGUGUAGAAUCCGUUUUAUUGAAUAUACACCACUUAGAACGACGCUGUUACCACAUUCUUAUUUGUCUGUCAGACAUGACUUGCUUAUCAUCAAGUCACAAGACACGUAAAUGUAGUCAGUCUUGUAUUAACACUCAUAUACCAAACUCUCAGCUUGCCCUUCAUUUGACAUGUCUUCUAUGUUCUUUUUACUCAUAUGUAUCUUUAGUUAACUGAAAUUCAUUUAUUCUGAUAGUUUUGUCCGGACAUCGGAUUUAAUAGUUUUAUUGUCUUGUUAAACAUUUAGGUAUGUAUUGCCGUUUAUUUACUUUCUUAUGAUAUAUAUCAGUAUCCUCUUGCACCAGAAAGCACUUUUGAAAACCUCUGUCCAUAUACAGUACUAUAUACUUGUUAUUUUACUUUGUAUGCAAUAUGACUUUGCUGUUACAGUUAUUAAAGAAAACAUUACGGCAUCAAUUAUCAA